Messenger RNA from Dermacentor silvarum, 6819 nucleotides. RefSeq names its product protein gustavus-like. Gene Ontology annotation, biological process: proteasome-mediated ubiquitin-dependent protein catabolic process; intracellular signal transduction. Gene Ontology annotation, molecular function: protein binding. Lineage: Eukaryota; Metazoa; Arthropoda; Arachnida; Ixodida; Ixodidae. The record is from RefSeq and is a predicted model, not a curated record. Gene Ontology annotation, cellular component: SCF ubiquitin ligase complex.
CUUUACGUGGUGCGCGAUGAUGCCUCCGUGUUCCGGGAGGCCUCCGCCGCCGCCGCUGCCGCCGCCCCUGGCCCUGGUUUCGCCUCUUGGGCCGUGGCUGCUGCAUGCGGGCCUGGGCUACGUGCCGCUCAGGCGAGAACCGCACUUCCGGUGCCUAGCUGCAGCACUGCCCCCGCCGCGCCUUCUCCUGUGCUGCGAGGGCCGGCUGGGCCGAGUGGUGCCGUGGCCACAGCAGCAUGGCCCUGCCUGCCCAGCCAAGUCCCUGAGGCUCGCUCCCAGUGCGCUCUGGAGGAGACAGCAGCGCAGGCACCGACACCACCACAGGAGUGCCACCAUGGGGCAGAAGGUCACCACCGGCCUCAAGGUGGUUCAGCCAAUGGAGGAAGAGAGCCUGGUGGGUCAGCCGUCAGUUGCCCACCCAAGCCGGCCUGGCUGGAUCCAUGAGGUGCGGGAGCCCCAACGGCCAUUGCGACUGGAACUGCUACUGGACAUGCCACCAGCUAGUCCAGAGCUACAGUGCCGGCACGCCUGGAAUCCCGAGGAUCGGUCACUAAACAUUUUCGUCAAGGAAGAUGAUCGACUCACCUUCCAUCGACACCCUGUUGCCCAGAGCACAGACUGCAUUCGUGGCAAGGUGGGCUACACACGAGGGCUGCACGUGUGGGAAGUUCGUUGGAGUACGCGGCAGCGGGGAACACAUGCUGUGGUGGGAGUGGCCACACGGGACGCCCCACUUCACUCGGUUGGCUACCAGUCCUUGGUGGGCAGCAACCGUGAGUCCUGGGGAUGGGACCUGGGCCGAAACAAGCUCUACCACGAUGUUAAGAACAACCCCGCUGUCACAUACCCCGGUGAUUGCCGUCCGGCUGACGAGAUCUUCUUGGUGCCGGAUGCAUUCUUGGUUGUUCUGGACAUGGACGAAGGCACAUUGGCCUUCGUGGUUGAAGGCCGAUACCUGGGCGUGGCAUUUCGGGGCCUGCGGGAAAAGCUCUACCCUGUGGUCAGCGCCGUCUGGGGCCACUGCGAGAUCACCAUGAAGUACAUCGGUGGACUCGACCCGGAGCCGCUUCCCCUCAAAGAUAUCUGCCGGCGGGUGAUACGGCAGCGUGUCGGCAAGGCCCGCUUAUCGCGGGUGCAUGAACUGAACCUUCCAACGGCUCUCAAGGCAUACUUGCUGUAUCAGGACCGGACCAGUUAAUGACCGCCAGCCCUGUGCCACACGGGCUGCCUAGAGUCCAACUGCCGAGCCCAAGCCUCACGCCUGUCUCACAUCACGGGUCUGCCUCAGGAGUCCUCCUCAUGAGCAAUGCACAGGGUGGAUUUGUGCCAUAUUUACACUGAUGUAAGGCAGGUGCAUUGCCCCUUUUAGUUCAUUGCUUUCUUGAAAAACUGACAGUCCGCAUUUCUCGCAUUACAAUAAGUUCUGAAAUAAGAAUUGUGCAUUAGUCUCGCUGCGUUCGCAAGCUAACCUCAUUGCUCUUAAAAUAGUUAGUCUGCAAAGAAACAUUUCUGGGUAUUUGUGCCUUUCAACUUGACUCUAAUCAUCAUUUUGAUAGCCUGACAAAAUUCUGGUAGCUACCACUCAGAUUUUCUGAUCAGCAUACUGGAGAAGCUUUCAAUCAAAACUUGGGUAUCCAAGGGAUUAGCAUCAUUCUGAUCUCUGUAAAGGGGGCACAAGCUGUUGCUAGGCCUCCCAGGAAUUGCUGAAUGAAGUGCUCUUUUCUUCAACAUACUCAAAGAGCCAUUUUGAAAACAUACUGUUUUAAGAGAUUUGGCAGUUUCCCGAAUAUUCUGAUGGGCUACCGGUUUGUAAAUUUGUUUAUGCCCUUUAGUAGCAAAUACCUCUUCUCGUUGUUUUUGCAUUCCAUUCCUUAAAGUUUGAGAAUCACUUGGAACUGUUCGAGUUGGGACAGGCAGUUGCUUUUGCUUCAUAAAGAGGAAGCAGUGAUUUAAUUUGUGCCAAGCAUGGCAUUUGAGGCAUCUCUAAGAGGGUUCGUGGGAGGCUGAAUUGUAAAUAAAUUAAGAUAUAUCUAUGUAUGCCAUUAUUUAUUUAGUAUACUGUUUUCAUAUUUAUUUUUUUGAAAUGCCAAUACGCUGCAGUGUAAUGUAGACUGUUUUUUUUAAAUCCGAGUUGUUCUAUCUUGAUUUUUAAAUUCCACUGUUUAAUGUCCUUGAAUUACUUGUUUAAUGACUAUUCCUGCCUUAUAUUCAGAUAAAUAUGGUAACUGGCACAUGUGAAAUGCACCUUGCAGAUGGUUGGCACAUGUUGUUUCAGUUUACGUUAUUCACAAAUGCUGCUUGAUUAUGAAGUUCAUGUAUGACGUCUUUCUUGGCAGAGUCACAAGUACUGCAAUGUGCAGUAUGUAGUAUUUAACUAUUUGCAGUUGCUUAGAAUUGCGAUCUCGCUGAACAUUAUUAUGGUAUUGACCGUUACAUUAGAGGAUAUACGAUUCUAUAUAAAGUAUUUCACUGUGUGCUCACCAAAGUAUAAUUGUGCUUCAGUGUAGUCAUUUGGGAGUAGCUGGCAACGUUCGGCGACAAGUAGCAUUAUUGUGUAUUGUAGCGGGGUGCAAGUCAGCAUUUUAAACAAGGUGAUAGGCGAAUUAUCUGCCAUAUUCUGUUUGAUGCAUUACUACUGUUGCACCUGUUACGAAUCCACCCUGUGGUAUAUGUGCAGUAUGUCAAAGUAGUUUAUUAAGUGCAGUGUUGAACUGGCAAGGUAAAGAGUACAUUCUUUAACAGUGGGAAUUGGUGGAUCGGGCAUUGCAAAGUUUUGGCGCCUUUUGUUGCUGAGGAAUGCGUGAAUUGCUUGGGGCUUGGCUCUGUGGCACUUAAAGGCAUUUUUGCAGCGUGCUGCGACAUUGCAAAUAAUCUUGGCACCUGUCGCAUUGCUGCUUUUAUUUUUGCCGUGUGCGUGGGCAUAGCUUAGUCACACCUGCUAAUGGCAGCAUCUGCCGGUGCAAUGUUGUGCGCACAGUUUCGUCGCCUCUCUCAUCGGCUUUGCUCUGAGCCGUUCUGCUGUGAACACUCCGAGUGACACCAAUUGUAGGCCCCGUAGACCAACCGCACCAGUGAAGAGUGCAUCUGUUUUGGCGACCAUAUUCUUCGUGAGAGGAACAAGUGGGAUAUUUUUGUGUUUGCGACACUCCAUGUGUGGCUGGACAAUUCUGACCACGGACUGGACCAUGGUUUGUUCAGUGUACAUAGAUGGCAAGUAUUUAGUUGCAAUGGGCUGGCCGAAGUUGGCAAAUUGAGUGCUUGGACAGGACAUUUACAGGCAUCUGGCCACAGCAUCUUCAGCAGGAGUCACGUGCGGAGUGAGCUGCUGCUAAGGCUUGUCCUGCACUGAAUAGGGAAUGCUGCAGUGAACCAUAGCAAAACUUUUCGCUAGGGCAGGCUGCUUUCUUGAGCGACUGCAGAGUUUAGCUGUCCAAUUACUGCUGAUCUGAUAUGUUACCACGUGUGCAGUGUGAGGUGUAGAAAUGGCUUUUGUUACUGGCAACUUGCAAUAUGAAAUUUUCGGGCCACAUAAUGGAACAGUGUGAUGCAGAGAAACCAGUUAAGACUUGUCUGUGCAGUGGCUGUGACUGUAAUCAGUGUUGCUGCUGCAAGCAGCAGCUGACGUGUGCUUUUGCUUAUCCAUUUGCUGCUUUUCUCUCUUGAGCAUCAGUUCGCAUCGAGCUGGAUGCAAUAAGUGUGCUGCGUAGUGCCUCCCAGCAAUAUAGUGCCGUUUCAGUAAAAGUCCGUUGCGAGUUCCACUGAAGGUUAGGCAGAUGCAUCCAUUUUCUAUGUCAGAAGCAACAUCCAAGAUUAGCUUUUAUUUUUUUUUGUUCACAUCAGUAUUUUAUGGCCAGAAUGAGCGUUUUGCAAUGGUGAGCACAUUUUUGUUCAGGUGAAUGCCAUUAGGUGAUCAGAUGAUCUGAAUGUGGUAGUGUGGUGCAGGACAAUUUAUCUCUUUGUGGUAUUGCCGUGGAAAUGCACGGGACUAGCAGUAUGUGUGUCUGUACUCCAGUGUGGUGAGCACGUUUGUGACAGGUUGAGUGGUUAAUGCAGUCAGUUAAUGCAAUCAUUAAUGCAGGCAUUGCUUCUUGUAAGUUGCAACUGUCUAGGUUAAAUAAUUCGACAAAUAUUGCAUGUCUGAAUGCAGUGUCUGUUUGCAGCCUGAAAGCAGAAAGGAUUGCAGUUAUUUCCGCUCAGUGGUGCCUAAUUGAUGAUUCCUUGUAUUUAUUGUCGUCCCUGUGUUAAUAGAGAGUGUUUAGGGUUGUCAUGCCACGGCGUUCACCGUAAUUCUUUGAAUUUAAUAAGAAUAUUAUGUUCCGAUGAGUAACUAAUUAAUUUGUGGGAUUCCUUUUUUCUUUUUUUCACUUCAGCUGAGUAUAGCCCUGAGGAACAUCUUGCCAAUGUAUAUUUGGCUUUGUAAAUGAAAAACAUUUUGCAUUGUUUGCUGAAAUAUUCUUGUAAUAUAAUCUUCAGGGCUGUCUCUGAUCAUUGAUAUGGCACAAGGCUUUUAUUUAUUUCAAAAUGUCUGUGCACUCUUUGAUGCUACAAUCCUCUCUUACAUUUUUGAACCGGUUACUUGGGAGGUGAACAAAAAAAGAAGAGCUGGAAUGUUGGCAUCAGCUGGCAGUGACAGGCCUGUGCAUGUGGAAGAUUUUAGCUGCAACAUCUAAACCUUUCGACAAAGCAGAUAACUUCCAUGCCAGUGGUAUUUAGCACGGUUUACAAAAGAAGCCAAAGAUGCACAAGCCUAGCUCCUUUUAGCCGAAUCAUGAAUUUGUGGCUAGGUUUACUCUGGACAAACUACGUACAUGCAGCACUAGGCCAUUUAAUGCAAAUGUGUCAUCAGGGCUAUCAUAAGAACCUCCCGCAUAGCGUGAUAAAUUUAACGUAUUGCACACAUUGGCAAAAGCCCACCAGAAAGAGGCAGUGGCAUGUAUCGGAGCAUUACGGCUUCGCUGACUGUUCAUGGAUGUUGUGAGGUGGAAGAGUGCCAUUGCAAGCCUCCUGCACUUUGCUGCAGAAGCAGUGUUUGCCAUAGAGUUUCAGAUCUUUGCUACCACCAGGUUGCAAAAAAUUCUUCAAAGGCCCUAGCUUUUAAUUAGGGGCAAUCAGCUGUAUGUUCAUUGGCUCUGGACGCUACAGAAUGUUGUGCCCAGUUAGUUUUAUGCUUAGAUACUGAUAUACGACCAAAGAGAGCUGUGGCAAAACAGCUAUUUGAGCUCACUGGCUACAGGGAAAGGUUUGUAUACCUGACGGUGACUGUAACGGUGAAAUACAGCAUCACAGAAACUAUUGACUGGAUGUGCAUAGCAUGUACUUUUCUAAAAGGAGUACUGACAAAAAAUUCUUGUCUUGGUUUUAUUACUUCAUUGGAUAGCUGAUGACCCUGUAAUUACGCUAUGGAGCCUCAAUUCCCCAUAAGUGCAACAAGUAAUUAUUUACGUUGCCUUUGAAUAUGACUAUUUCAAAAUGCGUGCGAAGAGAAACAUGGCUUUGGAUGUGAAAAAAGAGACUCAUCACGUCACCGAAACUUGUUGUGGUGGUCUUAUGGUACCAAAUACCACUUACGUGUACACAGACACUAUACCGUGCUGUCAACAGCAGAGUCCAUUCAGUACUCAACUGGACAAGAGGAAAGAGCGCCAUUUCCUAUGGAAGCAUACAAUUGGAAGGGCCAAUUUGGCACCUUUCGGCAAUGAGAUCAUUGUAUGGCCUUCGACCAUCACACCCUGCCACCUCCGCUUUCGGUGAUGCGAUGAGUGACAUUUUUUUACUUCUGACGCCACGCCACAAUUGACAUGCGUUAUGGAUGGGUCAUACGAAAGGUUCUGCAAUUAUUCAUUUGUGUUGCUCUCAAGGAAUUCAGUCUUCAUGCCAAACUAUGGAGUCGACAGCUACCUAAAAAAGCAAGAAAAGCUGGGAACAAAAUUUUUGUGUCAAUACUCCUUGAAGUUCCUUCAACUAUAAAAGCAGUUAUUGUUCAUUGUGAUGAUCUUAGUGUCAAGAAAGCACAGCUGUGCAAGUAGCGUGACUUUCACUCUGUUUGUUCCCAGUAAAUGUUGCAAAAUUACAUUUGUGGCCAUUUUAUGAUGCCAUAUCGUAAUUCAGUGGAGGCUUGGCCACUAGGACUUCUGGACAUACAAAAACUAUCCCUACAAGGCACCUAAAUCUUUCAUGUGUCUUCAUUAUAGCAGUUACAGUGGUACCAAAGCACAAGUGUCUUUACAUUUUGUAUGAAUUCAGUAAAAAUACAGUUGAAAUGUGUGUCACUUUUCUUGUUGGCUGCGCUUGAUUGGCUAAAUUAUAUUAGGUGCUGGCUGCUGUUACAUUCGCUGUUGUCAGGGUAGGGCAUUCGUAGUUUAUUCACAAGUGUCAAAGUCGGAACGGGAUUUUCGUGUGUGAUCUAAAAGACCGGUGUUAAUGUGAGCUGUUUGCAAGUCUACUGGCAUGGUAGUUUACCACCGAUUAGUCACUCUGCCGACCAGCAGGACUGUCACCGUUUAGCUGAGGCUUUCAAGAACAUCUUUUAGUGCUCCCAAGUUGCACAUUGUACCACUGGAAAGAUGUUUUUUUUUACCAUCUGAUGACUUUCCGGGCCUAGCAUGGGUCUGUCCCAACGUUUUCUUCGUACUGUGUUCUCAAAAAAGUGCAGUUACGCUUUUCGAUAAUCCUCCGUUGAUCAUCUGAAUGGAAGGCAGCCUUCCCACGUGGGCUACCAUGGACAGCUGUCACCUUCAAUGCUGGAUGUCUGUGUCAGUGUUGUGGUGUAGAUGCCUCGAUAUUUGGUGUAUUAGCGAAUAAAACGCCGAGGUUUGUAUG